AUGGCAGUCGAUCUCCCCUCCUUCAUCCAUCUCGCGCGGCCUCUUGCGCCCGCAGCGAUUGGCGUGCAACCCACUACCGCACCUGUGAAUGUCAUAAUCCAACCACAGGCCAUAUUUUCUAUCCUUGACCACGCGAUACGAAGGGACAUUCGUGACACGCAAUCCACACGAGUUAUUGGUGCACUUUUGGGUGUACGUUCAGAAGAUGGCAUGGAAGCCGAAGUACGAAACUGUUUUGCAAUUCCACAUACAGAAAACGAAGACCAAGUGGAGGUAGAUGUCGAGUAUCAGAAGAACAUGUUAGCUCUGCAACUCAAAGCAAAUCCACGAGAGGUACUGCUAGGCUGGUAUACGACAAGUUUAGAUCUCAACAGUUUCAGCGCUCUGAUCCAGAACUUCUUCGCGAGCCCCGAAACAGGCACUUUUCCGCAUCCUGCUAUUCACCUAACAGUGUCUACAGACGCAGGAAAGGGCAUCGAGGCGAAGGCUUACAUCAGUGCGCCGGUUGGGGUUAAUGCUGAGAGGGCCUCUGAGAGUUGUCUUUUUAUUCCUGUGCCCUACGAUAUUCGCUACGGAGAGGCCGAGAAGAGCGGAUUGGAGCUGAUCUCUGGGGCGAAGGAUAGCGAGAACCGCGCGGCACCUGUGGUGACAGACAUUGAAGGAUUGGAGCGGGCCGUUGAUCAAGCUAUUGACCUGUUAGAUCGAGUUGCCGAAUACGUCAGCUCUGUGCUAGACGAAGAAAGGGAGCCCUCAAAUGCUCUAGGACAAUUCCUAAUGAAUGCUCUGUCUUUGGCGCCAAAGGUCGACCCGGAAGACAUCGAGAGAGAUUUUAACAACCACAUCCAAGACGUCCUUGUAGUUUCGUACUUGGCAAACACAAUUCGCACCCAGAUCGACUUGUCUCAGAGACUAGCCACAGCUACACUUACUAUGGGUGGCUCAGAUGCUUUGGCUGCUACCGGCGGAGGUGAAGGCGCGGAGAAGGGAGAUCGGGGGGGCCAGCGAGGUGGUAAGCGUGGAGGGCGAGGAGGGCGAGGCGGGGGACAACAGAGAGAGCCAAGAGAGCCUGCAGAGUAA
Messenger RNA from Glarea lozoyensis ATCC 20868, 1077 nucleotides. RefSeq lists its product as uncharacterized. The record is from RefSeq and is a predicted model, not a curated record. The transcript is spliced from 2 exons. The coding region runs from base 1 to 1077 and encodes 358 amino acids. NCBI's taxonomy places the organism in Eukaryota, Fungi, Ascomycota, Leotiomycetes, Helotiales, Helotiaceae. Gene Ontology annotation, cellular component: eukaryotic translation initiation factor 3 complex, eIF3m. Gene Ontology annotation, molecular function: translation initiation factor binding; translation initiation factor activity; metallopeptidase activity. Gene Ontology annotation, biological process: translational initiation.